Molecule: messenger RNA, 1548 nt
Organism: Diaporthe citri
Lineage: Eukaryota; Fungi; Ascomycota; Sordariomycetes; Diaporthales; Diaporthaceae
Exons: 3
Coding region: 1-1548 (515 amino acids)
Source: RefSeq, a predicted model, not a curated record
AUGCUUGUCGGGCUGUCCAAGCCCGAGCUCAUCUUCGUGAGGGUCACCGCCGUCUUGCUGAUCUACCCCGGCCUGAUAUGCUUCGCCUACUUCGUACUGGCCGCCCUGGCAGGCGGCGUCCCGGCCAUCGCGCACCCGUUCUCGAUCUUCAUUGAGGUGUAUGGGGCCAUCGAGAUCCUGUGGUACCUCUUCUGGUUCCUCCCGUUCAAGCACCGGCUCCAGAAGCCCGGCCCCGCGCCCUCGCGGAUGACGAGAGAGGAGAGGAAGGAAUUAUUCACGAAGGGCAUGAGUACUGUACCGGACCUUGACGCCUACGUACGCGGGUGGUUCGACAAGGCGCACAUGGAGGACAUACGGAGGGACAACCUGAAAGAGUGGCUGCUCUGGAGUCUUUUCGGCCGGGAUGGCAGUUUCGGGGACGACACGGCCGAGCUGGACGAGUAUAUUCAGGAGCUGGAAGAGCGGAUGGCGGUGACGUUCAAGAAGGGACGGGGUGAUGCGAAGGCGCUGAGGCUGAGCUUUGAUCCGGUCAGGAUGACGCAUCGCAGCCUGUUAUUUUACUCUCUCACUGGCUUCGCCGACUCUUUGACGACAGUCUUCCUUCUAUCUAAAGGCUUCAAAUUCUACCGCCAACCGCGAAAGACCUUCUUCAGCGUCUUCCCUUUCCGACCUAUGACCCUGUUCUCUUCACAGCAAUCCGCAGCGCCGGAUAUGUCCUACUUCUACCGCCCUCACACGUCAAAAACACAGCGGCCUAUUGUGUUUAUCCACGGCAUUGGUAUCGGCAUGGCACCCUACCUCGUGUGGCUCAACUCAGUCCCAAAAGACGUCGGCAUGAUCGCCAUCGAGCUCCUCCCAGUAUCAAACAAGAUCUGCCCGCCAAUGCCGUCCUCAGGCGAGCUCAUGGACUCCAUCAGCAAGAUCCUGGCGCAGCACGGCCUCGAGUACGACAGCUUCGUGUUCGUGGGCAACUCGUACGGGACGCUGCUCCUCUCACCGAUGCUGAGGCGGGAGGGACUCGCGGCUAAGAUAUCCUCCGUGGUGCUGGUCGACCCCGUCGCACUCCUCCUGCACCUGCCGGACGUGGCCUGGAACUUCACGCGGCGGCGGCCGCGCACGGGACCGGAGUGGGAGAUCUACUACGGCGCGGCGACGGACCCGAUGGUGGCGCACACGCUGGCGCGCAGGUUCGACUUCCGCGACGCCAUCCUGUGGCGCGAGCAGCUCCGCGGCCGGCGGGCGACGGUCGUCCUAGGCGGGCGUGACUGCGUGACGCACCCCAUGGCCGUGGCGAGCUACGUCUACUACGGGGACGUGGAGAUCCACGACUUCACGGAGCAGCGGGUCGAGGCGUGGAGGGCGACGCCGGGGAUCUGGACGGGCCAGUGGGAGGUGGAGCUGCUGUACCUCGACGGCCUGGACCACGGGCAGGCGUUCCUGAAGCCGGGCUACGUGCCCACCGUGCACAAGGUUGUCGACACGUAUUGCUAUAGGGAUGCGUCGGGUGGCGAGUUUAGAAAGAGCACAGGGGAUUACGAGAGCAGCUGA